Kwoniella botswanensis is the source of this 1638-nucleotide messenger RNA. RefSeq lists its product as uncharacterized. NCBI's taxonomy places the organism in Eukaryota, Fungi, Basidiomycota, Tremellomycetes, Tremellales, Cryptococcaceae. The transcript has a single exon. Gene Ontology annotation, molecular function: protein binding. The record is from RefSeq and is a predicted model, not a curated record. Bases 1 to 1638 code for a protein of 545 amino acids.
AUGGACAUCACACUCUUGCCGCCCACUCACAUCCUAUCAAACCAUUCCCAUCUGGCUUUGCUACCCUCUGCUUUACCCAAACACCCUUAUCCAUCUUCAUCUCGUCAUUCAACAUCCAGCAAUUCUAUAAUGAUGCACCCAUAUACGCCAAAACCUCCCAAAGACGGUUCAUCACCUUUCACAACCCUCCCUACCGAAAUCCAACUAUUGAUCCUAUCCCACCUCGACCUAUCUGACCUCUUGACCCUUCUGAGAGUGUCAAGAUCAUUCUACUCUCUCGGUCUAUCACCAACCUUACAUCGAAAACUAUCUUUGACCAAUAUCCCAACGGUCAUACCUCAUAUAUUGGGAAAUCACAUCUUACCUUCCGUCAGAGAACUAUCGAUAAACCUAUUCCCCUUCCCUCGUAGUUAUAAUGGAUAUCAUCCAAAUCAUCUAGGUAUGCUAUUAUCACAGAAUAUCAAACAUGGUAAUACGAAAUAUCACCGACAGAGGAAUAGCCAUCUGGGUAUGGUGAAAUACGAAAGUGUGAUCGGACCGAUAAUGAGACAUGUCAAAUUCGAUCGAUUGCGAAUCCUCAAUAUCCCAUUUUCAUCAUCCUACCUUCCAAUAGAAGAAUUAGAUCCAAUCUUGGAAAGUCUAUCGAGCAAUAUUGAGAAAUUGGAUUUGAGGGGGAGUUCACUAUCCGGUGAUAAAUGGAUAGAACUGUUGGCUUGGGAGAAAUUUGGUAAUUUGAAAGAAUUAGAUAUGGGAUUUACCAAUAUUCAUUCAUUACCUCUACCCUCUUCGAGCUGCUUUACCAAUCUUAGGUAUAUAUCCUUAUCUUCAUGUACCUCUUUGUCUGUCGAAACGAUAUCAGGAUUUUUAAGGGAUUUACCGACUAGUCUGGAGAAACUCGAUUUAGCAAGAUUGGAUCAAAUCCCUUUUCAAUCCCUCUUUGACAUGAAAGUGAUACAUCAAGACCCUGCCCCUGACCAAACUGGAAGGUUGAUACCGACGGGGCUGAGGGAGAUAAAAGUGGUGGGGAUCGAUCACCUCACGAGGAGGGAUAUAAGGACUUUGAAAAAGUGGUGGGAGAAACAGAGAAGGGAUUGUUCAUCUACCACUAGAUCUGAAGAGCGAGAGCAGGAACGAAAAUUAUGUUUGGAAUCUCAGUUGGUAAAUUGGAAACAUUCACGAAGGGAAAUGAAAACCCCCGAAUUGAUAUCGAGAUCGUCCACUUCGUCGUCGUCUUCGUCUGCCUAUUCGACAGGAAGCGAAGAAGACAUUAUCGAUACACCUUCAACAUCCUAUUCAUCAAGAGAGUAUUCGGGAUCGGAUGUCAGAAGUAAUCGGAAAAUCAUCCUACCAUCUCGUCACAAUUUCUUACAAUCACUUUCUUUCGACUCGGACUCCGCCAUAUCCGAUGGUCACUCAAUUCCUCAGAAACAGAUACCGACAAUCCCGAGAGCGAAGAAGAGCAGCGACUCUCAAGGCGACCACGAGGAGGAUAUGAUAUCGAUCAAUAUCAUCCAUUCGGCGAUAUUGGAAAGUGAGGAUGAAGAUGGAUAUAGGCAAUUUAUAGGUGAAGUGGUAGGUGGGACUUUGGAUUUGGGUAAUGAGACUGAGUCGAGAGGGUAUAUAGAGAUAGAUCAGUAA